Messenger RNA from Daucus carota subsp. sativus, 1136 nucleotides. Its product is annotated as V-type proton ATPase subunit D. The coding region runs from base 121 to 894 and encodes 257 amino acids. The transcript is spliced from 2 exons. Gene Ontology annotation, cellular component: proton-transporting V-type ATPase complex; vacuolar membrane. The record is from RefSeq and is a predicted model, not a curated record. Gene Ontology annotation, molecular function: proton-transporting ATPase activity, rotational mechanism. Lineage: Eukaryota; Viridiplantae; Streptophyta; Magnoliopsida; Apiales; Apiaceae.
GUUGAGGGUGUGAGUGUGUGUUUUCUUGAAUGUGGAUCGAGGCUCUCUUUGUCUCCUGUAAUAGCAAUCAACUUCUUCUUACCGAUCACGUUUCCUACCCAAUAUUAGAUAGUUGGCGAAAUGGCAGGCCAGAGCCAGCGUAUGAAUGUGGUUCCUACUGUUACGGUGCUUGCAGUUAUUAAAGCUCGCUUGAUUGGUGCCACGAGAGGCCAUGCUCUUCUCAAGAAGAAGAGUGAUGCCUUGACAGUGCAGUUCCGUCAGAUAUUAAAGAAAAUUGUGGCAACAAAAGAAUCAAUGGGGACUAUUAUGAAAUCUUCCGCCUUUGCUCUGACAGAAGCCAAGUAUGUUGCUGGUGAGAACAUUAAGCAUGUUGUCCUUGAAAAUGUUCAGAGUGCAUCUGUUAAGGUUCGAUCUCGUCAGGAAAAUGUGGCUGGCGUGAAGCUUCCCAGGUUCGAGCAUUUCUCUGAAGGAGAAACAAAGAACGACUUGACUGGAUUAGCAAGAGGUGGACAGCAAGUGCAAGCCUGUCGCGGUGCUUAUGUGAAAGCCAUUGAAGUUCUUGUCGAGCUUGCUUCUCUUCAAACAUCGUUUCUGACACUUGAUGUUGCCAUCAAGACCACGAACCGUAGGGUUAAUGCAUUGGAAAGUGUUGUGAAGCCCAAAUUGGAGAACACCAUAACUUACAUAAAAGGGGAGCUGGAUGAGUUGGAAAGAGAGGAUUUCUUUAGACUGAAGAAGAUACAGGCUUACAAGAAGAGGGAGAUUGAAAACAAACUUAAGGCUGCAAGGCAGCUUGCAAAUGAACAGGUUUCGUCGCAGACAGGAAUCUCAACUAAAUCUUCCUCUAAUAUGUUAUCUGCAGCUACGCAGAAAGACGAGGAUAUCAUUUUCUGAUGGCGGAGGUUAGCUUAAUUAGUACUCUAAUAAUAUGCAAAAUAAAUUCUCUCUGACUGUUGGUUCUGCUUCUUGUUCAGGGACAUUACUUCUGUUUAGAAUAAAUGAUAGCUUCUGUGUGCUGCUGCAGCAAAACACUCCACAUAGGAUUUUUGCUAAAUAACACUCCAAAUAGUUGAGUAGCUCAUUCAUGUCAAAUUGGUCGGAUGUUAGUUUUUAAAGAUAAUCUAUGUUUACUAGCU